Messenger RNA from Pollicipes pollicipes, 2060 nucleotides. Its product is annotated as protein limb expression 1 homolog. Bases 88 to 906 code for a protein of 272 amino acids. The record is from RefSeq and is a predicted model, not a curated record. NCBI's taxonomy places the organism in Eukaryota, Metazoa, Arthropoda, Thecostraca, Pollicipedomorpha, Pollicipedidae. The transcript is spliced from 6 exons. Gene Ontology annotation, biological process: autophagosome maturation. Gene Ontology annotation, cellular component: cytoplasm.
GCCAGUAGCCGGAGCGGCCGUCCAGGCGCCGCGUUUGUGAGGUGUGAGCAGCGCGGACGGGGUGCAGCCACCAGCGGCAGGCUGGCCAUGCCGAGCUCCCUGGCGCUGGACGCGCCCUGGCGGGUCUACUCGUCGCCGUAUGACCAUCUGCGGCCAUCGCAGCCCCAGGAAAAAGUGAACGUGGUGGAGGCGCUGCAGGAGUUCUGGCAGAUGAAGCAAGCUCGCGGCGCUGAGCUCAGGAACGGCGCCCUCGUCAUCUACGAGUCCGUGCCGGCCAACUGUCCACCAUACGUCUGCUAUGUCACGCUCCCAGGCGGCAGCUGCUUCGGCAGCUUCCAGAACUGCCCGACCAAAGCUGAGGCGCGCCGCAGCAGCGCCAAGAUCGCGCUGAUGAACUCGGUUUUCAACGACCAUCCGUCGCGCAGAAUAUCGGAUGACUUCAUCGAACGCGCAGUGGGCGAUGCGCGAACGACAUUUAACGGCAGCCAGGACGUCGCGGACAACCCUAACACUGGGAUCGGGGCGUUCCGGUUCAUGCUGGAGUCAAACAAGGGAAAAACUAUGCUGGAAUUCCAGGAGCUUAUGACAGUGUUCCAGCUCCUGCACUGGAACGGCUCUCUCAAGGCGAUGCGCGAGCGCCAGUGCUCGCGGCAGGAGGUGGUGGCCCACUAUUCGCACCGCACCCUGGACGACGACAUGCGCUCUCAGAUGGCGCUUGACUGGAUCGCCAGGGAACAGGAGCUGCCGAACGUGCUGAGCCGGGAGCUGCGCGCCGCCGACGCGGAGCUGGAGCUGGCGCGCCGCUCCGGCCGCGAGCUGCGCUUCCCCAAGGAGAAGAAGGACAUUCUGAUGAUGGCGCACGCCCAGCUGAGCGGCGGAGACGCCAUGUCCCUGGGCGCCGGCUGACGGAAAGACACGCUUCCUGCGCUCGUGGGUGCGGACUUGCGCGACGAGUGCGCCAUCGGCUCGGGAGAACGUGCAGUCGAAACGCGCGGAAGGUGCGCAGCCGCGACAGACCACGUGUUCCCCGGUGGUUGGCGCGCGGCCAGCGAGAGACGAGGAAGGAUGCCGAUGCGAGGGCCGACCGACUGGCGGGCGCGAGGACCGGCUGACUGGCGCGCACUAGGACCGGCUGACAGGCGGGCACUAGGACCGGCUGACUGGCGGGCGCGAGGACCGGCUGACUGGCGCGCACUAGGACCGGCUGACAGACGGGCACUAGGACCGGCUGACUGGCGCGCACUAGGACCGGCUGACUGGCGGGCACGAGGACCGGCUGACUGGCGGGCGCUGGCGACACUCCCAUGCCACGUGAGAGCAUGCAGCACAGCGCUGCAGCACCAGCGGGGAGCUUGGCCGCACCAGCGACUGGGCGUCGGAGCAGAUGUGCCGGCGGCAGAGGCACGCACUGCAAGGUCUCGCGCGCAUGUCAUGCAGUCACAUGAUCUCAGCACAGAUGUCCUCCGCCGCAGCCACCGAUUGAUCCGCACUCCCGGCGCGUUUUUUGGUGAUAUACCUGCAGCUCUACGCUGCAUUAUGAGAAGGGCCAUGAAUGCGGAUUUUCACUUGUUUUGCCUUGUUGGUCCAUUCCAACGCAUAUGACCUUGAAUUUGCGUGUUGUACAGUUGCAUCGUAAGUUAUGCCCCGAUCGAACCAUAUUUCCGCAGCAUGUGUCGGAUACAAUGCUCAAUAACGCGUUGCAGUAGGUUGCCGUUCCUUCAAUGUACUUAGUUUUUGCUCUUCUUCGGCAUCCAGAGAGAAAAUUGAUGAAGUAGCUGGCGUCUUAAGGAUAGAUUAAGUUUGCAUCAUUGUUUGUUCAUUGGUGGAGUGGGAAAGCUCUGUAAGAGUGUGUAUCAUCUGACCAACGACGUUACACCAGCGCUCUUCGGUUAUACAGCAUCACAUGGGGCGCAAAUAUCAUCCGUGAUCAUUUGCAUGGAGGCGAAGUGUCGAACUUAUUGACCGUUGGUCAGCCACGUGCGUGUGUACUACGCAAACUUCCCUGAUGACGUCUGUCGGGUGAUGAAGUUUUUUGCUGAUUACAUGUAAAAUACAAAACA